Molecule: messenger RNA, 887 nt
Organism: Chrysoperla carnea
Lineage: Eukaryota; Metazoa; Arthropoda; Insecta; Neuroptera; Chrysopidae
Product: transmembrane protease serine 4-like
Exons: 4
Coding region: 65-856 (263 amino acids)
Biological process (GO): proteolysis
Molecular function (GO): serine-type endopeptidase activity
Source: RefSeq, a predicted model, not a curated record
GUUUAUUAACUAACAAAGUUAUGAAUAAAUUUUGACAUAAAAUAAUUACAACAAUAUACAAAACAUGAAUAAAUAUUAUUUUACGAUAUGUUAUUUUCAAUUAAUAUUUGCAUUUGUAAUAUUUGGGGUACCAGUUGAGGAGGAUAUUAAUGAUUUGCGUAUUAAAUAUGGUAACAAAGCAACACAUCCUUAUUCAUUUUUGGCAUCAUUAAACGUUGAUGGCAGUUUAUGCGGUGGUUCGUUAAUUGAACCUCAAUGGGUGUUAACUGCAGCUCAUUGCUUAAGAAAAUUGAAAAAGAAUGCAAGAGUAACUGCCCAUUUUAAUAGUACAUCAAUUUUUGGUGGUAAAAGUAGGGUCGUUGAGAAAAUCAUUCCACAUCCAAAGUAUAAUUCAGCUAAAGAUUUAACACAUUAUGAUAUUGGAUUACUAAAAUUAGCAUAUCCAGUGGAUGAAACCAUUGCAAAACCAAUCCAACUGGCAAGUGGUGACGAAAAUACGUCAUAUGGUGGAAUUGAUGCUAUGAUUAUAGGUUGGGGCGCAACUGAAUUAGGUUCAAUAACAGCAUCAUUACGGGAAGCUCCUGUACAUACCAUUGAUAAUGAUCAAUGCACGUGGAAAGCAAUAUCAAAUCAUCAAAUAUGUGCAAAUAUACCUGAUAAAAGUCCAACAACAUGUACUGGAGACAGUGGUGGACCAGUGGUUCGACAAAAUGAUCAUGGUAAAUGGGAACAAAUUGGAAUUGUAAGUUAUAGUCAAUCAGGCUUUGGUGAUCGUAAAUGUAAUACUUAUAAUAUGUAUACAAAAGUUAGCGCUUACGGAAAAUGGAUUCAAGAUACCAUUAAUGAAAAUUUAUAAAAAAUCCAUGUAUUUUAUUUAUGAUCGAAAU